AUGAUGCGUUACUUCUGUAUUCUGGUGACCGAGGGGAUGACUCUUGUAAGAAAUGAUGGAGACUUGUUGAUUGACGGACAGUUUGUAGUGAUAUGCAGCUUCCGCGGAGCUGUACCGCAAGGCUUGGUCCUGGAACUAGGUGAAACUGUCCAGAUCCUAGAGAAAUGUGAAGGCUGGUACAGAGGUGUUUCCAUUAAGAAGCCCAAUGUAAAGGGGAUUUUUCCUGCAAACUAUAUUCACUUGAAAAAGGCAAUCGUCAGUAACAGAGGGCAAUAUGAAACAGUUGUUCCGCUUGAAGAUUCUGUUGUGACUGAAGUCACAGCAACGCUGCAGGAAUGGGCUGUGCUCUGGAAACAGUUGUAUGUGAAACAUAAGGUAGAUCUUUUCUACAAACUGCGCCAUGUGAUGAAUGAACUCAUUGACCUACGUAGACAGCUGCUGUCAGGUCACUUGACACAGGAUCAGGUGCGAGAGGUCAAGAGGCACCUCACAGUGAGGCUGGACUGGGGCAAUGAACAUUUGGGCCUGGAUUUAGUUCCUCGGAAGGACUUUGAGGUUGUGGAUUCAGAUCAGAUCAGUGUUUCAGAUCUUUAUAAAAUGCAUUUGUCAAGUAGACACAGUGUCCAGCAGAGCACAUCGCAGGUGGAUACAAUUCGUCAGCGUCAUGGGGAAGCUUGCCGUAUGCCAGUGCCUCAUCACUUCUUCCUCAGUCUAAAGAGCUUCACCUACAAUACAAUUGGAGAAGACACAGAUGUCUUUUUUUCUUUGUACGACGUUCGAGAAGGCAAGCAGAUCAGUGAGAGGUUUAUGGUGAGGUUAAACAAGAAUGGAGGCCCCAGGAAUCCAGAGAAGAUAGAUCGAAUGUGUGCACUUUUCACAGAUCUCAGCAGCAAGGACAUGAAGAGAGAUUUGUACAUAGUUGCCCAUGUAAUUCGAAUAGGUCGCAUGUUGCUAAAUGAUUCGAAAAAAGGGCCCCCUCAUUUACACUAUCGCCGCCCCUAUGGCUGUGCAGUAUUGAGUAUCAUGGAUGUACUUCAGUCAAUCUCUGAAAUAAAAGAAGAGAAGGAUUUUGUUCUCAAAGUUUACACGUGUAACAACGAAAAUGAGUGGUGCCAGAUCCAUGAAAAUAUUAUUCGCAAGUCCAGCACCAAAUAUACAGCACCCAGCUCAAACUAUGGACUUAUAAUAUCUCUUCAGCUUCUACGUGGUGACAUGGAGCAGAUUCGAAGGGAAAACCCCAUGAUCUUUAACAGAGGCGUUUCUGUUACCAGGAAGUUGGGGUUUCCUGAUGUUAUAAUGCCAGGUGAUAUCCGCAACGACUUAUACCUGACGUUAGAAAAGGGAGACUUUGAAAGAGGUGGGAAAAGUGUGCAGAAGAACAUUGAAGUGACCAUGUAUGUGCUCUAUGCGGAUGGAGAAAUCUUGAAGGACUGCAUCAGCCUGGGCUCAGGAGAGCCAAGCAGGAGUGCAUACCACUCUUUUGUCCUUUACCACAAUAACAGCCCUCGAUGGGGGGAAAUCAUCAAGUUGCCCAUCCCUAUAGACAGGUUCCGUGGGUCUCACCUCCGGUUUGAGUUCAGACAUUGCUCCACAAAAGACAAGGGAGAAAAGAAGCUCUUUGGUUUUGCAUUCACUCCGUUGAUGAGAGAUGAUGGCACUACCUUGUCGGAUGAUAUCCAUGAGCUUUAUGUUUAUAAGUGUGAUGAGAACAGCACGUUUAACAAUCACGCUCUGUACCUGGGGCUGCCCUGCUGCAAAGAGGACUACAAUGGCUGCCCCAACAUUCCUUCCAGCCUCAUCUUCCAGCGCAGCACCAAAGAGACCUUUUCAGUCUCCACACAGCUUUCUUCUACCAAACUGACCCAGAAUGUGGAUUUGCUUGCCCUGCUGAAAUGGAAAGCUUACCCAGAUCGUGUGAUGGAUAUUCUAGGAAGACUGAGACAUGUCAGUGGCGAGGAGAUUGUUAAGUUCCUACAAGAUAUUCUCGACACGUUGUUUGUAGUGUUGGAUGACAACACAGAAAAGUAUGGUCUGUUGGUCUUUCAGUCUUUGGUAUUCAUCAUAAAUCUGCUGCGUGACAGCAAGUAUUUUCAUUUUCGACCCGUGAUGGACACUUACAUUCAGAAGCACUUUGCAGGAGCACUGGCUUACAAAGAACUGAUCCGAUGUUUGAAGUGGUACAUGGACCGUUCAGCUGAGCUUGUACGCCAAGACCACAUCCAGGAAGCAAUGAGAGCCUUGGAAUAUCUUUUCAAGUUCAUUGUCCAAUCUCGGAUCCUUUACUCCAGAGCUACUUGUGGAAUGGAGGAGGAACAGUUCCGCUCCAGCAUCCAGGAGCUUUUCCAGUCCAUCAGAUUUGUGCUCAGCUUGGACAGCAGGAGCUCUGAGACUCUCAUCUUCACACAGGCUGCUUUGCUGAACUCCUUCCCCGCUAUCUUUGAUGAGCUGUUGCAGAUGUUCACUGUGCAGGAAGUAGCGGAGUUUGUGAGGGGUACUCUGGGCAGCAUGCCCAGUACAGUGCACAUUGGGCAAUCAAUGGAUGUUGUUAAGCUACAAUCUAUUGCACGCACUGUUGACAGCCGCCUGUUCUCUUUCUCAGAGUCCCGGCGCAUCCUGCUACCUGUAGUUCUUCACCACAUUCACCUUCACCUACGACAGCAGAAGGAGCUACUUAUCUGCUCUGGGAUCCUCAGUAGUAUCUUCUCUAUAAUCAAGACCAGCUCUUUGGAGGGAGAUGUCGUGGAGGAGGUUGAGAUGAUGGUGGAGAGCCUCCUGGAUGUGCUUUUACAAACUCUGCUUACAAUCAUGAGUAAAUCGCAGUCUCAGGAGGCGGUAAGAGGGCAGCGUUGCCCGCAGUGCACAGCAGAAAUCACUGGAGAGUAUGUCUCCUGCCUUUUAUCUUUGCUUCGUCAGAUGUCAGACACUCAUUUCCAGCACUUACUGGACAACUUCCAAAGCAAGGAUGAACUAAAGGAGUUCCUCCUGAAGAUUUUCUGUGUAUUUCGGAACCUGAUGAAAAUGAGUGUCUUUCCUCGAGACUGGAUGGUGAUGAGGUUGCUCACCAGCAAUAUCAUAGUUACAACAGUUCAGUACCUGUCUUCUGCACUGCACAAGAAUUUCACGGAAACGGACUUUGAUUUUAAAGUGUGGAACUCUUAUUUCAGCCUGGCAGUUUUGUUUAUAAACCAGCCAAGUCUCCAACUAGAAAAUGCCACACCAGCUAAGAGGAAGAAGAUUCUGGAUAAAUAUGGCGAUAUGAGAGUGAUGAUGGCAUAUGAGCUCUUCAGCAUGUGGCAGAACCUGGGUGAGCAUAAGAUUCACUUUAUUCCGGGAAUGAUUGGCCCCUUUCUUGGUGUCACACUUGUUCCACAACCAGAAGUCCGGAAUAUCAUGAUCCCUAUCUUCCAUGACAUGAUGGACUGGGAGCAGAGAAAGAAUGGCAACUUCAAACAGGUGGAAGCUGAGUUGAUCGAUAAGCUGGACAGCCUGGUAUCCGAAGGAAAAGGUGAUGAGAACUACAGGGAACUCUUCAGCCUGCUAACCCAGCUCUUUGGGCCUUAUCCCAGUUUGCUAGAGAAGAUUGAGCAGGAAACAUGGCGGGAGACUGGAAUCUCUUUUGUUACAUCAGUUACUCGUCUCAUGGAGCGUCUGCUUGACUACAGGGACUGUAUGAAAGGAGAUGAAACAGAAAACAAGAAAAUUGGCUGCACUGUUAACCUUAUGAAUUUCUAUAAAUCCGAAAUUAACAAGGAAGAGAUGUACAUCCGCUAUAUCCACAAGCUGUGUGACAUGCACUUACAGGCUGAGAACUACACAGAGGCUGCAUUUACUUUGCUUUUGUACUGUGAGUUGCUUCAGUGGGAGGACAGACCUCUGAGAGAGUUCCUGCAUUAUCCAUCUCAGUCAGAGUGGCAACGUAAGGAAGGUCUGUGCCGUAAGAUUAUCCAUUACUUCAACAAAGGGAAGAGCUGGGAGUUUGGAAUCCCGCUGUGCAGAGAACUGGCCAUACAGUACGAAAGUCUCUAUGAUUAUCAGAGCCUCAGCUGGAUUCGGAAAAUGGAAGCUACCUAUUAUGAUAAUAUCAUGGAACAGCAGCGCUUAGAACCUGAGUUUUUCAGAGUUGGUUUUUAUGGUCGGAAAUUCCCAUUUUUCCUGCGGAACAAAGAAUAUGUAUGUCGGGGCCAUGACUAUGAGAGGCUGGAAGCCUUCCAGCAGAGGAUGCUGAGUGAGUUCCCACAAGCGAUUGCAAUGCAGCAUCCAAACCACCCAGAUGACUCUAUAUUGCAGUGUGACGCCCAGUAUUUACAGAUCUAUGCAGUGACUCCCAUCCCAGACAAUAUAGAUGUGCUGCAAAUGGACCGUGUCCCUGAUCGCAUAAAGAGCUUUUACCGAGUCAACAACAUCCGGAAAUUCCGCUAUGACAGGCCUUUUCACAAAGGCCCAAAGGACAAGGAGAAUGAAUUUAAGAGCUUGUGGAUUGAACGUACCACUCUGACCUUGACUCACAGUUUGCCUGGGAUCUCUCGUUGGUUUGAAGUGGAGAGAAGAGAACUGGUGGAAGUAAGUCCUUUGGAAAAUGCCAUUCAAGUGGUUGAGAACAAAAACCAGGAGCUGAGAACACUGAUAAGCCAGUACCAGCAUAAACAAAUGCAUGGUAACAUCAAUCUUCUCAGCAUGUGUCUGAAUGGAGUGAUUGAUGCAGCUGUUAAUGGGGGAAUUGCACGAUACCAGGAGGCCUUUUUUGAUAAAGAUUAUAUCACAAAGCACCCUGGAGACGCAGAGAAGAUCACACAGCUCAAGGAACUCAUGCAGGAACAGGUACAUGUCUUAGGAGUGGGUCUGGCAGUCCAUGAGAAAUUUGUGCACCCAGAAAUGCGUCCCCUGCAUAAGAAACUGAUAGACCAGUUCCAGAUGAUGCGAUCCAGUCUGUACCAUGAGCUACCUGGUUUGGAUAAGCUGAGUCCAGCCUGUUCUGGCACUAGUACACCACGCAGCAAUGUUCUGGUUUCGCACGGACCUAUGAGCCCAGAGAGCAUAAAGCUGGUGCAUCGACACAGCCCACUGAACUUGCUUGGUUCAGUCCGACACUCGUCAUCCUCUCUGUCGUCCCACACCUCCAGCGAAACAGGAAACCUGGUUAUCCUAACAGACAGUUCUGUGGGGGAGACUGCUGAGGAUAUGUACCACAUGCAGCUUGUUUACCCUAACUCCAGGUACCAAGGCUCAGUCACCAACGUCUCUGUUUUAUCCUCGUCCCAGGCUAGCCCUUCCACCUCAAGCCUGAGCUCUACUCACUCGGCACCGUCCCAGAUGAUUAACUCUGCCCCUUCCAGUGCUCGAGGCUCUCCCUCUCUACCAGAUAAGUACCGCCACUCUCGGGAGAUGAUGAUGUUGCUGCCAACCCAUCGGGACCGACCUAGCAGUGCCAUGUAUCCCGCAGCUAUCAUGGAAAACGGACAGCCUCCAAAUUUCCAGCGCGCCUUGAUCCAGCAAAUGAUUGGACCAUGCAAACCUUGCAGUGAUCCCAACCUGUCUGUGGCUGAGAAAGGACACUACUCGCUGCACUUUGAUGCCUUCCAUCACCAGCUCAGUGAUGCUCCUCCGGCACUGCCUGCACGAACGUUGCGCAAGUCCCCUCUUCAUCCUAUCCCUGCAUCACCCACCAGUCCGCAGUCUGGUCUAGAUGGAAGUAACUCCACUUUAUCCGGCAGUGCCAGCAGUGGUGUCUCUUCCUUGAGCGAGAGUAAUUUUGGACAUUCUUCUGAACCACCUCCUCGCACAGACACCAUGGAUUCUGUCCCCAGCCAGGCCUGGAACACCGAUGAAGAUCUAGAGACACCCUACCUCCCUGUCAGGUACAGUCUCUCUGAGCCUGAUGUCCUAGAGUCGCUCAAAUCCCAGCCAUGCCGAAGCCACUCUGCUCCAUCUGGAGUCAUUCCUCAGGACACCAUGGACCCUCCUGCUCUACCCCCCAAACCUUACCACUCCCGGCUGCCAAACAUGGAGAACGAGGAGGGGAUGAUAAUUGAAGAUGAUGACAAACACCGCCCAUUGCAUCGUAAAGUGUCCCAACCAGCGAGUGGUGGAAAGGAAGAGCAGGCCAGGGUAGCAUGGGAGCAUGGCAUCAGUGAGCAGUAG
Pygoscelis adeliae (Adelie penguin) is the source of this 6138-nucleotide messenger RNA. It is a transcript of the gene DOCK3, whose product is annotated as dedicator of cytokinesis 3. The record is from RefSeq and is a predicted model, not a curated record. Gene Ontology annotation, molecular function: small GTPase binding; guanyl-nucleotide exchange factor activity; GTPase activator activity. The transcript has 53 exons. Gene Ontology annotation, biological process: small GTPase-mediated signal transduction. Gene Ontology annotation, cellular component: cytoplasm; plasma membrane. Bases 1 to 6138 code for a protein of 2045 amino acids. Lineage: Eukaryota; Metazoa; Chordata; Aves; Sphenisciformes; Spheniscidae.